This is a messenger RNA of Cydia amplana, 3402 nucleotides long. RefSeq names its product ankyrin repeat and MYND domain-containing protein 1-like. The record is from RefSeq and is a predicted model, not a curated record. The coding region runs from base 79 to 3393 and encodes 1104 amino acids. Gene Ontology annotation, molecular function: protein binding. Lineage: Eukaryota; Metazoa; Arthropoda; Insecta; Lepidoptera; Tortricidae. The transcript is spliced from 16 exons.
AAUAAUCUUUAAAUUUUGUAUAACUUUACUGAACUCGAAAUGAAUUACCUACAUAAAAUACUGACCACGCUGGGGACAAUGUUUGAGCCGCAAUAUUGCGAGCCACCUGAAACCGUUAAGCGAGAGACUUUGCCUUACUACGAAUACUACUUGGGUGAGAAGGAUGAGCAGGACAGGAGACAUGGUGUUGGACAGAACUGCUGGACCGGUGCUGAGUCAAUCGAAUGGCAUUGCGGCCGUUUCCUCCGCGGCACGAUGCACGGACCCGGGGAAUACCGCUGCCGGUUUAAAGACAUACCGGGGUUAUUCCUUACCUACGAGGGAAGAUUGUACGUCAACCACAUGCACGGAUACGGGGUCAUGUCGUACCCGGACGGAAAAGUUUUCACUGGUUUAUUCAACAACGACGUCCGUUACGGCCCCGGCGUCGAGUCCUGCGCGGACGCCACUGCCAACGUUGGCCUCUGGCGCAGCACGAAGUUAGUCCGCCUAGCGUGGAGGCCGCUGCCCCCCGUGGCCCCUGAUCUCGCAGCCUGGCCGGGAGGCCGAGCGAUCGUGGACCCUCAUCGGAUUGUGAUGCAGACUGCUUUUAGAACUAUUGACAAAGUGAAGAAAGCCGUGGAAUUCUUAAAACAACACGGCUCGGACCCAGUGACCGCAACUAGAAACUGGGCUCGACUGUACCCUAAACAUUGUACGGACGUCGAGAGUCGACUGUGCCAUGUCGAGCUUUUUGACUACGAGUAUUAUGACGGGAAGGUGUAUUCGCUGAAGGAAUACGACAGUGCUCAAAAUGAUGAGGACCUUGAAAACGAAAGCCAGAACAGUUUGGAAUAUUCAGGCUCAUACUACGCCUGGAACAACGAUCCAGUGACCAUAGACAUGAUGAAACAUUGCUUCAAACAUGAGAAACAGAGAAACGAGGUGCUUAUCGACUUGGUGGCUGCGCUGAGUGGACCAAGGAGUCUAUUCAAGCCUCCGGCUAUGCAUGAAAUGGAUAGCAGGACUCUGCUGAUGGCCUGUUAUUUGGGCCACGUGGCCACAACAACCUACCUCAUCAACGAGCACGGAGUGGAUCCGAAUGUGACUGAUAUGCUGGGGAAUUCUGCUAUCAUGUAUGCUUCUUGCGGAGACCAGGUCGCCCUCAUAACCUUCCUGGCGGAGGGGGGUGCGAGAGUGAACAGUGCCAACGACUCAUGCUGCACUCCUCUGGGCGUGGCCCUGGUCCGACUCCUGUGUGCCAGCAGAGACGUCCCCAGCGAAGGGAUGAUGCAAGCCUUCGUACCGCCAACGACUGCUCCUGCUAGUAAGUCGCAAAAACAAAGUAGUUCAAAUAAUUCACAAUUACAUAUUUCAGCCCACGAACCAACAACAAUAUUAGAUUGGAAUAUAACCAGGGAGACACAAGCAGAGCCUACGAAAAACUCAUUAGGAAAGGUAUCGAGUAAAAUAACCAAGACGAACAUGAAGAACAAAUCACUAACAUCUGUUAAAGAUAUCCCAGCUCCUAGUAAUAGAAACAUAGACACAUUAAACACAAUAGAUGAAGAUGAUCCUGAAAGUAAAUUGUAUAGAGAUGUAAAUAUUGAAUAUAUAAUCAAAGUAACAGAUACACUUGAACCAGUGGCUAAACCAGUAACAUAUCUAUUUGAGUUCAAUAAUAUGGUUGAUGAAAUUAAUAGAGAGAAACCAAAAUUGGCACAGCCAGAGAAAAAGGAUCCGAAAGCAAAGGCAUCCCAUGUUCUGAAGGAACCAACUAAGCCGAGUAAAGAAGCGAUUUGGCAGACUUCUCAAAAAGACGAGGAUGCAUCUAUGCUGUCCAGCGCCGAACUCCGUAAAGCAGAAAUACGAAGUCGAAUCAAGUUGACAAUUUUCACACUUCUCGAAAGCGGAGCGAAGCCAAGCCUGGUGCGAUGUCCGCAACCGGCGCUCGUCAUGGCGAUCCUGUCCGGGUCCCCGGAUUUGGUAGAUGGUUUGAUACACUACGGUGCUGAUGUUAAUGAGGUUUAUCCUCAGCAUUUAAACUACAUGCCAUUAGACAUAGCAGUGUCCCUGCCGCUAAACCAAACGACGCUGGACCUGGUCCAAACAUUGCUGAUGGGCGGCGCAAGCGCUGUCCAUCGGCUGAGCAUUCCGCAGGAAGAGGCAGGGCAGGUAGACCUGGGGCAGGGGCCGACGUUGCUCCAUUAUGUUUUGGCGAGGACAGUGGAAAGCGAAGUCGAGGAGUAUAUCCGAAGACAAAUCAUUCAUCUCUUGGUCGAAUACGACUGCGACCCCUUAGAGCGAUACAACGGACGUUCAGCUCUCGCCGAAGCGACUACGAGCCAGGAUUUGCUGGACGUCAUCAUCAAGAAUCCAAAAACUAACUUGAACGCUGCCAUUGACGAUUCUAACCAGACUAUUCUGGUAAAGAUGUUCUAUAUGCCGUACUUCAAGACACUGGGUAAUGUGGAGCGGAGUCAAACGCUAACAAACCUUUUAUUGUUUGGUGCCGAUCCGUUGAUUGAGUGUGAAUGUGAAGGCGUCACGUAUCAGAAUCUAUUCGUGAUGGUAAAACAGACGUUGUUUGUGAUGAGUCCACCUAAAUCUCUUGGUGGGAGUGGUGGGUCUAAGUCAAAAUCGACCAGCCCACCCAAAAAGCUGGAAGCAAAACCAAGCUUGGCAAAGGGUAAAAAACCUGAACCGAAAAAAGUAGACGCCUUACUGUCCGAUGAUAUAGCGAACCUCAAACAAGCGGUAGACCUGAUGACGGAAUGCUCAAGGAUGAUUUAUAUCAGGUGGCUACAGACGCAGCUGUCUAAAGAAAUCAUCCAGGUUAUUGACAGAUACAAGCACCGACAUUGGAGCAUGAUUAUCAAAGAAUGUAAAAACAAAAAAGCAGCCGGUCUUUGGAUUACAGCUCAACGUUGUUACGAAAUAUGGGGCCGUCUUAAGACCACUAAAAAGAAAGUUUACCAAGACAGAGUCGUUCUAUGGAAUCUGCUUUGCAUUGCCCACUUCUUCCAUCUAAGAUCGGUGACGGAAUAUGGUUUUGACAAAGUGACAGCCGCAGAAAAACAUGAGUCUGAGUCAUAUGCGAAUGAUAUCUUAAAAGAGAAUAAGAAGAGUCCAAUAGUGCCAAUGCAGCGAUAUGUUCAGCCAGAGCUCUUUGUAAACGCGGAUGCCAAAUUCGAGGUGUGCUUUGAGUGCUUCUUGCCCCUCGUCGUGGACCCGAUCCUGUGCGCCUCCUGUCAAUUUGUCUCGUUUUGCAAUAUGAACUGUUUAAAAGAAAGCAUUGAGAAGAGCAACGGUCACGCCUGCAAUGAUUAUCUGAUUCUUAAGUACUUCCCGGAACCACUGGAAUCCAUUUAUGACGACGAACCUGUACAAAACGCACCGUCAGUAAUAAAAUAAAGAUUAAUU